Effrenium voratum is the source of this 1662-nucleotide messenger RNA. NCBI's taxonomy places the organism in Eukaryota, Dinophyceae, Suessiales, Symbiodiniaceae. The record is from the annotation of a GenBank genome assembly.
AGCUGUUCAGAUCAAGUAGCGGGCCCAGCUCCCCAUGAAGGCUCAGCAGAAGCAAAUUCUGGUGAACAGCCUCUUGGCAUAUGGAGCCUUCGGCUUGGUGCAGGUGGCCUAUCGCAUUGUGGCUGGGUGGACACGUUCGCUUCGAAUCCGCAGAAUGCUGAAAGAUACGCCCGCUGGCCAUGGGAACGAGGGCCCUAUGGAGUGGCUGAAAAGCAUGAGGGCAAACUUCCAUCGGAUUCAUGAUUGGAGAGUUGACAUUUGCAAAGGACUCACUGUGGCGAAGAACACGGGUUUUCGCUGGAGUACCGAGGGACAUUCAGUCUAUGUGAAUGAUCCCAACUGUAUCCGUCACUUCCUGAAGGACGAGUUCCAGAAAUAUUCCAAGCCCGAUGCUACCGAUCCGUUCUGGCGUUACCUCAUCCAAUUCUUAGGCAAAGGGAUUUUUGCGGCACCUCAUGGCGUUGGAUCGCCUGACGGAGGCCAAAGCUGGUCGCGCAUGCGCAAGACCUCAGCGCAGAUCUUCAAUCGAAAGAACUUCAACACCUUGAUGCAGGAGGUCUUUGUAAGCAAGGCUGAAGCCUUGCAAAAGUGGCUGGAAAGCUUCCCCGAGAAUGAGCCCGUCGACAUCCAACUUGGCUUCUUCAACUUUACCAUGGACAGCAUCAUGAAGAUUUUCUUCGGCGAGGAGGUGGACACGCAAGCGGGGCAGCAAAACAAAUACGGCCAGGCGUUUGAUGUAGCGCAUGGCGCCUUGUUUCUUCACGCUAGAGCGGUGAUACCCUUCAACAUGUUUGCAGGCCUUCUUCUCCCAUGGCCAUUUAAUGGCAUGGUGAAAACCCUUCAUGACUACUUGUCGCCGCAGUAUCGGACCUUCAGAAGGGCAGUGCGGGUGCUAGAUGAAGAGGCAGACCGCCUCGUGAAGAAGUGCCGUGAUGAUCCCAGGUUGUUGCAGAGGCGUGACUUGCUGGCGCUGUUUCUGCAGACAGAGAAGGAAAACAACUAUUCCACCACAUUCCUGAAGGAAAUGGUGUUGAAUCUGGUCAUUGCAGGUCGAGAUACGACUGCUUGUGCAUUGUCCUGGAUAUUUUUGGAGCUUGCUCGGAACCCUGAAGUACAGGACCGGCUGCGUGCUGAAAUUAAAGAGAAGCUCCCGCCAGGGGCGGCGCUCGAUAUGCAGAGCCUGGCGCACAACAAGCUGCCAUAUCUACACGGCGUCCUGUACGAGGCCUUACGCCUGUGGCCGCCGGUGCCAAUGGACCCCAAGAAGGCCUAUGCAGACGACAUCUUUCCCGACGGGACCAAAAUUCCCAAGGGCGUCACCGUGGUUUUCGCGCCCUACAUCCUGGGUCGGGACCCGGCGAGAUAUCCCGAGCCCUUGACCUUCCGCCCGGAGCGAUGGAUUCCCUUCUCGGCGCCCUCCCCCUAUGAUUUCCCGGUAUUCCAGGCUGGACCCAGGAUCUGCCUGGGCCUUGACAUGGCCAUCUUCGAGGCCAAGGUGGCCACGGUGCAACUGAUCCGACACCUCCGCUUCGCGCUGGCACCGGGCCAAGACCUGAGCUACGGGCACAAGGCCACCAUGAACGUGCGCAACGGGACGAAGGAUGAGCUGCUGGUCUGCGUGAAGUGCGCAUCGCUUUAGAAAAAUUAUCAAACCAUAUGGGC